ACCCUCCAAAAUCUUCCAUGACUCUCUCCUGGGGAAUCUGCUCUGCUGGGAAGAUUUCCCAUGAUUUCAUUGUGGCCUUGAAAACUCUAUCAGCGGAUCACAAGGUACAUGCUAUUGCUUCUAGCAGUCUCAAGCGUGCCCAGGACUAUGCCAAACAACAUGGCAUUAGCAAGGCCUAUGGCUCAUAUGAGGAACUGGCAAAGGAUCCUGACAUAGAUGUGAUCUAUGUGGGUUCUAUCAACACCCAGCAUCGUACUCUUACCAUCCUCUUCCUCCGAGCUAAGAAGAAUGUUCUCUGUGAAAAACCCAUGGGCAUGAAUGCAGCUGAAGUGAGAGACAUGAUACAAGCAGCUCAGGAAAAUAAUGUCUUCCUCAUGGAGGGCUUCUGGACCAGAUUCUUUCCUGCGUCUGAGCAAAUCCGUACCGCAAUAAGCCAGAGAUCUCUUGGGAAUUUAAAAGUUCUCCGAGCUCAGCUGGGCUUUCGGAUGGACAACGUUCCAAGGCUGCUGGAUAAGAAAUUGGGUGGAGGUGUCAUCCUGGAUUUGGGGUGCUACUGCAUCCAGUUUGCCUCUAUGAUUUUUGGGCCUGAAAUGCCCAAAUCGAUUGUGGCCUCAGGAUUGUUGGCUAAAACAGGAGUGGACGAAACCGUUUCCAUCAUCCUCAACUAUUCAGAGAACCGUCAGGCUGUGCUUAAUGUCACCAUGAUGAUUGAUCUGCCAGGAGAGGCAACAAUUGGAGGAACUCAAGGAAUCAUCAAGAUUCCGGACCACAUGAACAGCCCUACAAUUUUGUUUAUGAAAGGGAACCGGUGGGAAUGGCCCUUGCCACCUUCUCCUGAACCCCUCUACUUUAAGCACGGUAUUGGGUUGCGGUAUGAAGCUGAACAUGUCCGAGAGUGUCUGCGAAAGGGUUUGAAGGAAAGUCCUAUCAUGCCUUUGCGAGAGAGCAAAAUGAUUGCCUGUAUCAUGGACGAAGCACGAGAUCAGGUGGGAGUAACCUACGAACAAGACCAUAACGUGUAA
Python bivittatus (Burmese python) is the source of this 1022-nucleotide messenger RNA. RefSeq names its product trans-1,2-dihydrobenzene-1,2-diol dehydrogenase-like. Gene Ontology annotation, biological process: D-xylose catabolic process. NCBI's taxonomy places the organism in Eukaryota, Metazoa, Chordata, Lepidosauria, Squamata, Pythonidae. The record is from RefSeq and is a predicted model, not a curated record. Gene Ontology annotation, molecular function: D-xylose 1-dehydrogenase (NADP+) activity; nucleotide binding.